Molecule: messenger RNA, 1164 nt
Organism: Henningerozyma blattae CBS 6284
Lineage: Eukaryota; Fungi; Ascomycota; Saccharomycetes; Saccharomycetales; Saccharomycetaceae
Gene: SPO11
Product: DNA topoisomerase (ATP-hydrolyzing)
Exons: 1
Coding region: 1-1164 (387 amino acids)
Biological process (GO): meiotic DNA double-strand break processing; reciprocal meiotic recombination; meiotic DNA double-strand break formation
Cellular component (GO): nuclear chromosome
Molecular function (GO): ATP binding; DNA topoisomerase type II (double strand cut, ATP-hydrolyzing) activity; DNA binding
Source: RefSeq, a predicted model, not a curated record
AUGGAUUGGACGCUAGAUGAACUCAUUGAGAAAUACCCUAGAAAACACGAAUUACAGAGCUUUUUCAAGUCUAAUACACGAGAGGUAUUGUUUUGUCAAAACAAAGAAUUUUCUGAAGUUCCAAAUAAGUUGCUUGAUAAUAUUGAAAAUCCAUUGACAUUGGCGGCUACAGCACUUCAACAUCAUCAUAUAUCUGUCAUGUUUACAUUUUAUAAUAAUGGUAAUAAGAUAAAUAUAAAUUUCCCACCGACGGGCCAAUUCUGGGAAUCCUUGACAAUUCUAAUGAAUAUGAAUAGAUUAAGUGUGUUGCUUUCUUUACUUCGAACUAUUUAUAAGAGAUUGUCUAUAAAUAGAAUAAGUACCAUUCGAGAUGUAUUUUACGACAAUAAAGAAAUCUAUAGAACUCAACGAUCUGUUGAAAAUGGGUUAGAAAUAAUACAAAAAACAUUCAGCCUCCCUUCGAAGGAUAUGUUAAAUAUAGUGGCUGCACAAAAGGGACUUUGUUUUAGUCCUGUAUUUAUUGAAGUAUCCACAUCAGGAAAAACUGAACAAAUGAAUGAUUUGUCCACACAAUUGAUACCUUAUAUGAACAGUAAGAGUAGUGUUAAGCUUAAUACAGCAGAAAAAAUAAAAAGAAUUGUUGUUUUAGAAAAAGAAGCAGUAUUCAACAGUUUAGGAAAAUAUAUACAAGAGCGAAAAAUUCAAGAUACCAUCAUCAUUACCGGUAAAGGGUAUCCUGAUACUCUAACUAGAACCUUUCUGGAAGUAUUACAAAGAAGUAACGCAAGUUAUGAGCAAAUUUCUUGGACGAUAUUAACAGAUGCAGAUCCUCAUGGUAUCGACAUCGCAUGCAAGUACCUUACUUCUUCUUCUUCCUCAAUCGAUGUUGCUACCCAAAAACUAUCAUAUCGCGGAAUAUUUAUUACACACCUCAUCAUAUCGAAGUUUAAAGAUACUUCAAACUCAAUUCAAUUUUUACCACUAUCUGCUUUAGAUUCUAUUGUAGCCAUGAAUUUGCUAGCAAAACUAGUUGAUGAUAGUAGUAGUAAAGAAGUUAUCCAUUAUUCUAAAAGAAACUUGGUCAGAGAACUUCAAGUACAAUUAUUCUUUCAAAAGAAAGCUGAAAUGAAUGGUAUGACUCCUUCUGACAUUAUGCAAUUAUGA